AUGGGUCCUGAGGGUGAAGAGGCCCUGUGCAGCUGCCCUGGUGGUGACCGCCUGCAGGUGGCACUUCGAAUCCGCCCGCUCAAUGACGCAGAACUGGAGGAGGGAGCCGCAGUCAUCGCCCACAAAGUGGGGGACCAGAUGGUGGUGCUCAUGGACCCCGGCGAGGACCCUGAGGACAUGGCGCGCACACACCGGUCCCGGGAGCGGACCUUCAUCUUCGACAGGGUGUUUGACCAGCACGCAUCUCAGGAAGACGUGUAUGGGGCCACCAUCCAGCAUUUGGUGGAAGGCGUCAUCUCUGGGUACAACGUGACAGUGUUUGCCUAUGGCCCCUCAGAUACUAUCAAGGGUGCGGGGAAGACCCACACCAUGCUGGGCGUGGACGCGGAGCCUGGCAUCUACCUGCAGACCCUCACUGACCUCUUCCAGGCCAUUGAGGAGACCCAGGACACCACGGACUAUAGCGUGUCCAUGUCUUACCUCCAGAUUUAUAAUGAAGUGAUCCGGGACCUCCUGAACCCAUCCUCGGAAUUUCUGGACCUCAGGGAAGAUUCCAGGGGCAGCAUCCAGAUUGCAGGCAUCACAGAGGUCUCCACCUCAAACGCCCACGAGAUCAUGCAGCUCCUCACCAAAGGCAACCAGCAGCGCACUCAGGAGCCCACGGCCACCAACAAGACAUCAUCCCGCUCCCACGCCGUGCUGCAGGUCACUGUGCAACAGCGGAGCCGCAGCACAGACCUGGUGGAGGAGGUGCACGUGGGGAGGCUCUCCAUGGUGGACCUGGCAGGCUCGGAGCGGGCAUCCCAGACGCAGAACCCAGGCAGGAGGAUGAAGGAGGGCGCGCACAUCAACCGCUCGCUGCUGGCCCUGGGCAACUGCAUCAACGCGCUCAGCGAGAAGGGCGGCACCCAGGCGCAGUACGUGAACUUCCGGGACGGCAAGCUCACGCGCCUGCUGAAGGAUGCCCUGGGCGGGAAUAGCCGCACAGUGAUGAUUGCCCACAUCAGCCCAGCCAGCACCUGCUUUGAGGAGUCUCGGACCACACUGCUGUACGCCUACAGGGCCAAGAACAUCAAGACCAGCGUGAGGCACGGGCGUUUGGACUUCAGAUUUCUAAUCCCAAAGCUGUCUCAUGACACAGAGGAGGACAGCCACCUACAGAUGAACAAGAUCCGGGCACAGCUCAUCGGGGCCUUCAAGGAGCAGAUGGAGAUGCGGCGCAGCCUGGUGGAGCUGGAGAACACCAACAUCGAACUGCACAUGGAUGUGUCCCGCCACCUGCUGACCAUUGCAGACUGGGAGCGGGAGAAGACCCAGCGCCGCACCCACAGGGACAGGGGUGAGCUGGAGAAGGACGAGGAACCGGCGGAGGCUGAUGCCGACGGGGAUGAGGACGAGGCCUCAGGGCCGCACGAGGUGGCGCUGGCCAAAGAGGAGGUCAACCUGCUGUUAGCUGAGCAGUGGAAGACUGCGGCCCUUAAGGCCAGGCUGGAGCAACGCCUGGUCCACGCCAAGAGGAAGGCCUCACAGAUGGAGAGGCUGCUGCCCAGGCGGGUCACCAGCGAGGACCAGCGGGAGGUGCUGCGGCUGCUGUGCAGGGCGCACGAGCUGGAGGUGGAGAACACGGAGCUGCAGGCCGACAACCUGUGCCGCAAGAACCUGCUGUGCCAGAAGGACUUUGUGAUCCAGCGCUACCACCAGCACCGGCUGCUGUGUCAGCAGCUGAUCCAGGAGCAGCGGCGGCUGAUCCAGGACAGUGGCCUCCUGGUGCUAGAGCCCCUGGAGAAGCGGUUCCGCCUGUAUUCCCAGGAGCUGGGUGAAGGCACGCUGACCCACCUGCUGCUGCUGCACUCGCUCAUGUCCAGCUCCCUCCGGGACGGUUCUGUUCUGAAUCUGUCUCCCGCGCCAGAGGAGUCUAGGCGAGACCAGCCAGAUGACAGGAAGGACCUGCCAUGGGGAGCCCAGUUUGAGCUACCUCCAGUGCUCCUGGAGAGGGACAGGGUCAUGGAUGUCAGCAUCAGUGCCACAUGGGGCCAUGGGAGAGCAGGAGAGAAGCUUCCGGAAGGAGGGGACUCUCCUUCAGCAACCAGCUCAAUGCUCCUGGUGGCUGCAGGCAUUCCUGGCUCGUGGCUGCACCGCUCCAAUGUCUGCCCUUGUUAUCACAAGCCGAGUGCCCUGAGUGUGAAGAGUCUGGUCUCCAAGCUGUACCCCUUGGGCCUGAAGCCAAGCACCUCGAGGCUGGCUGGGGAGGCUGGUGGCCCAGCCCUGAGUGCUCAGGCCCUCCAGGAGAUGGCCAAGGGCACCAAGAGCAUCGCCCUCAUCGCAGCCACUCGGCGCUCCAAGGCACACGACCGGGAGGGCAGCAGCGGCUGCUCCUCCCGCCACCUCCUGGAGGAAACGGCCCUGGACUCCAGGGACCCGAAGUCAAGCACCACCCCAGACCCCAGCCUGGCAGACAGAAGGUGGCCCCAUGCCGGCCCGUGCAGGGACCGCUCCAUGGAGAGGAAGGCCAGGAAGAAGCAGUCACCCUCCCUCCCUGGGAGCGUGCAGCCAGCGAGGGAGAAGCUGCUAUCCCCCCGCAGGGAGCAUUUGGUGGAGAGUCAGCCGCCCCCAGCACUCCUUCAGCCGUCAAAGUCAUCAGGAAGGAGCUUUGUCCCUGCUGUCCCUGCGGCCUCCAAGAUAAAACCCAGCCUCAGUUUCCACGCAGAUUCAUGGGUGUCAGUGCUCCUUGAAGGGUGUCCACCAACUUGCACCAAGGGAAGCACAGAAGUUGAGAAGAUCUAUGGGGCAAUUUGA
This is a messenger RNA of Pongo pygmaeus (Bornean orangutan), 2796 nucleotides long. Its product is annotated as kinesin-like protein KIF19. Gene Ontology annotation, biological process: microtubule-based movement. NCBI's taxonomy places the organism in Eukaryota, Metazoa, Chordata, Mammalia, Primates, Hominidae. Gene Ontology annotation, molecular function: microtubule binding; microtubule motor activity; ATP binding. The transcript is spliced from 18 exons. The record is from RefSeq and is a predicted model, not a curated record. The coding region runs from base 1 to 2796 and encodes 931 amino acids.